AUGUGCGCCUUCUCCAGAACUCUGCCCUGGGCCUCGGUCCUCAGAGUGUGGGACAUGUUCCUGUGUGACGGAGUGAAAAUGAUAUUCUGUGUGGGUUUGGUGGUGUUGACGUCCAUGCUGGGUACUCGGGAUAAGCUCAAGGCCUGUCCGGGUCAGUAUGAGACCAUGGAGGUCCUCAGAGCGAUUGAGCCUAGAUACAUGCAGGAGGGCUUCUUCGUGCUCCAGGUUCUGGAGUUGCAGGUAUCGGCACAGGACGUGGAACGUGAGCAACGCACGCAGCUGAAGCGCUGGAAGAAGGAGCACGGCGAGCCCGGCCCCAAACUCCCUCAGAGAAUGCACAGUGCUCGCACCAUCAUGGCCACCGAGCCUCAUACACACCAAGACCUCCGCCAGAAACCCACCAUUAUGGUCCAGUACCCAUCGGUCCCUGAGGAGAAGUCCGAGCCGAACCUCAGGAAGAAGAGAGGGAGCCUGAAGAAAACCAAGCCCUCAUUCCGAACCCCUAUGCGCUACCUGGCGAGUCUAAACCUAGUCAGAUAUUGGACAUACAGCUUCUGA
This is a messenger RNA of Ictalurus punctatus (channel catfish), 558 nucleotides long. Its product is annotated as TBC1 domain family member 10A-like. The transcript is spliced from 3 exons. The coding region runs from base 1 to 558 and encodes 185 amino acids. NCBI's taxonomy places the organism in Eukaryota, Metazoa, Chordata, Actinopteri, Siluriformes, Ictaluridae. The record is from RefSeq and is a predicted model, not a curated record.